CCGAGGGCAUGGAAAAGGCUGAAUCAUGUCUCGGAAAAUCUCACCUUGAAUCUCAAGAGUCAAGACGCAUGGAAGUGGCAUGAUCGUUUGCUUCGCUUCCGACAAGAGAACUGCUCAAACUGCGGUAGAUAUAAAAACAUGAAAAAGUCUCACUCCCAAGAAUGCUCUAAUCUAUUCUGGGCUCGAUCUCGCUCCUUGAAGCCUGGCCUAGGUCAGCAAUGCUACUUCUAAGUCGCCAGAUUCGAAGGUGGACAGCUAAGAGUUACACUUUGCUAGCUCAUAAGACAGCCCAGCGCCGAUUUUCAACGAAGCAGAGACUCGAGUUCCCUAAAUACUUCUACUUCGUAUACUCUUUUUAACUGUUCCCCCUCUGCAUGAUAUCUAGGCAUGGCCGCAAGCGGCAUGAAUGACCUAUUCUCUAUUCCGUCACAUCUGCCCGUGGCCUUUGCUAUACGAUCUGGCUCAAGAAAGCUUCAUCAUUGAUUGCCACUCUACUCGUAGGUCUAGUUCUCAUGUCGUCACGCAUGCAUACGCAUUGCAAUUGCAUGAGUGCCUACUGUACUCGGCGAGUAGGAAACACACCAACACUGCAACCGAGAUCCCAUUCUACUGUAUGAAACCCCUUUUCUACAGCAGACAACCGAGCUCUCCCCACCAAACACCCUUCCACGUCGCACCACCCAAUCACAAUAACUACCUGCGCAUCACAUCACGAACCCAGCAGAAAAAGCGACUCUUGGAUGCUUGGAUCCUUGACAAAAGUUGCCUCUUUGGUCGAUUUCCAUGCUCAUCCCCGGGGUCAGGGGGUGAUAGCCUGGCAGCCGGCAUUCGAUCGCAUUUGCCUUUCACCCUAAGGAAUCUUUCCGCCUUGACAGCUCCACUUGGAUGUCUGGUGGUCGGGCCCAGCCAAGAACCAUUCGAGAUUGUCAGAAAGAUUUGGGGAGCCACAACACCACCACGCUGGGAAGUUCAUUUCGCAGACUCCGUUCCUUCUUCUCCUUUUAGUACAGAACGCUUUGGCUGCGAAUUGGCAAUUGAAAGUGCUGGAUAUUUUCAGACCGACUCCCACAAUUUAACGUCGAAGAAUUUGCGUUAAUGCACUGACAAGCUGCCGCACAAGAAAUCCAUUAGCACGGAUCCUCUAAGAGAAGCAUCCGAACCGUCGCGGAAAGUUAAUUCGGCGCCGUGAAGGCUUGCGCCACCGUCCACUCGAAGAAGAACGACAGGACGAAAGGAAAACAUAUAAGGCACGGCGCUGACCCAAUACAUCGGCUUUCUCGAAGUGAGAAGUGAAGUGGAGGAGGAAAGCAUUCACGAGCGUUAUAUAGAGAGCCCGUUUCGAAACCCAAUCAACCUGCGACGGAACUCUCUCUACAAGUACCCCUCCAACCCCUCGAGCCCCCCAGAUCCAUCACUCUACACGCCAAAAUUACCACUUCAGAAUGGACGACCUUCAAAAAAUAAGUAUAACCAUCUGCGGCGAUGGUGGCUGCGGAAAAUCCAGCAUAACUCUCCGUCUAGUGCGCUCCCAAUGGGUAUGUUUGAACUUCCGCACACCAGGUUAAGACAAAAGCAAUCAACUGACACUAUAACCACAAAAAGACCUCCGAUUACGACCCAACGAUAGAAGACAGCUACAGUCUCACGCGCAGUAUCGAGGGCCAGAAUUUCAUCCUAUCAAUAACGGACACGGCAGGGCAAGAAGAAUACAGAGGCAUGUGGGCAUCCUCGAAUCUGCGCUCCGACGCCUUUCUCCUCGUCUACGACAUCACCAACCCCUCCUCCUUGGAUGUACUACAGGAAUUCAACGAACUGAUAGACAUCGAAGCCGAAACGCGCCUUGAUACCUGGGAAAACAUGCGGGGGAGCAAGGGCAAGCGGAAAAGGGGGGAGAAGGAAUCGAUGGUGCCCGUGAAACCGAUCAAGAUCGUGGCGGGGAAUAAAUGCGAUCUCCAAGAAAGUCGACAAGUACCUGCGCGCGAAGGUCUGGAAUGGGCGCGCAAAAGAGGAUGCGGAUUUAUGGAAACGAGCGCGAGGAAUACUGUUAAUAUCGAGGAGACAUUCGAGUUGAUUGUAAGGAGAGUCGUGGAGGCGAGGAGGCUGGCGAAUGGUGGUGUACCUUUGGGUACUGGUCUUGAUGGACAUGCUGGGGGGAAGACCAGAAAAAUGACGCUGACUCUGGGGAAAGAUUCCAAGGGCGAGAAUCUGGGCACAAGGAGAGCGGCAACAGCUCCUUUAAGUCCUUUACCUGGGGGUCCUGAGAAAGAAAUCUCCUUGGAAUCGUCGGCGUCUGAAAAGGGAAAACGAGCAGUGUUCAAGCGUUUUUGGGGAAAGGUCUUCUGUAUGCGGCAUUAA
Messenger RNA from Hymenoscyphus albidus, 2355 nucleotides. The record is from the annotation of a GenBank genome assembly. Lineage: Eukaryota; Fungi; Ascomycota; Leotiomycetes; Helotiales; Helotiaceae.